Messenger RNA from Bipolaris maydis ATCC 48331, 2478 nucleotides. RefSeq lists its product as uncharacterized. NCBI's taxonomy places the organism in Eukaryota, Fungi, Ascomycota, Dothideomycetes, Pleosporales, Pleosporaceae. The record is from RefSeq and is a predicted model, not a curated record.
AUGCCGACCCAUUCUCGGAAAUCGUCUGGAGGAGCCUUACAACAACAACACCAGCAGCAGCAGAACCAGCACCCGCCGCCGCCCCGUCAACCACAACCACAACCACCACAACACGACCCCUCCCGGCGCAACACGCUGACCGCGCACACGUCGCCCGCCCCCAAGCCCACACGCCAGCGCACAAACACAAACCCCGAGCCCCCGACCCUGCUACGUCUGCCCUCGACCACCUCGACCUCGUCCGCUGCCGCACGUCGGCCCCCGGCCUCCCAUAGUGCCCAUGGCAUAGACAAUUCGCGCGGCCCUCCCGUCACCCUAGUUACGCGCAGUCGGUCCUCGCAGAAUCCCGCCGAUCUCACCUAUGCGCACCAGCAGUUCUCUCCCACCGCACUGGCAUCGCACACUGGCCCGACCCCGUUGAGCAAGCGACGCGGGGAGGAAGAAACGGCCAACUGGAACGGUCCCCCGCAAAAACAACUCCACCACAUACCACAACAAACAGGCACCACGGCGUCUCCAAGCCUUCUGCGCCCGCCCGCCCCUCGACGCAAUUCCACCGCCAGCUCCCGGCCUCCGCCUCGACGAAUGGCCAGCUCCACCGAGUCGUCCGAAUACGGCUCUGGCCCCCGCAGCCGGAUGGAGGACUACCAUGCGGCGCACAGCGGACGGGGAGCGCCUGCGCCUGUGACUCCAGGCACAGAUGGCGAGAAGGAGGACCUGUUCCUAAACAUUGCCGCGGAUAGUGCGCCCAAGCAGCAACAGCAGCAGCAGCAGCGCCCAGCAGAGACCACGGCGCGGAUUGACCGGUUGAAGACACCUUCGCCGUCGCAGUCAAGCUCUGUCACGGCAACCUCGAGUCGUAUUCCCUCUGUCGUAGACGCCAGGCCAAGCGGUCUCCGUCGGGGCUCGCUCCUGCCCACUCCCUCGCGCUAUGAGCGGUCCCAAAAUUCUCCAGCACCUGAAUCAGCACACCGGACACCUCAACUAUCGCACAAGGUAUCUUUGAGUUCAGUACGGAGGGAUUCGGAUCUCUCACCGCGCGACUUCCUGGCCCAGUUCUCCUCAACAAGGCGCGCAUCUCAGCCAGACGUCACACCCCCAAGUCGCACACCCCUCCAGCCAUAUCGGCCAUCGAAUCUUUCCCAUGAACCACGCACACCUCACAUAGAGACAUCAUUUGAGGCUGCUUCGCGCGCCGACGGUACCGAAUCGCAUGGCUCUACGGGACCUGCAGCGUCCGUAUGGGACGAACUGGAUGAACUCAAGUCCCGGAUACGCAAGAUUGAAAUGGGAGGCAAGAUACCUUCAACAUCGGGCGCAAUUGUAUCUCAAGCGUCGGCAGAUCGCCCACGGACAGCAAAUACUUCAGCUACGACUGUGUCUUCAUCGCCAAACCAACAGCGAAAGGCGAACCUCUCUCCUUCUGACUCUACAGUCGGCGCUCUUACCCCUAACGGCAGCAGCAAUAACAACAAAACCCAUCCGCUUUUGAGGGAGGCGCUAGCCAAGGCCCGACAACACAUAUCACCAGCAGUGUAUCGCACGUUGGAAGCAACAGCACAGGAGGCAUUAGCACUUGCUGAAAUGAGCGGCAGUGCUGGUCCUCAGGGCACGCUUCAUUCGGCAAGCACCAUCGCCAAUGGUGCAGUCGUGUCUGACCGCCAAGUCCGGCGCAAAGCUGACAACCUUUGCCGGAGUUUGACCGAACUGUGCAUAGCUCUGUGUGACACCAAGACAGGCUUUGCCAGUCCUGCUUUUCGGUCAAGUACAGCCACGAUUUCUCGUCGGCCAAGCGUUCAGUUCAACGGCGAAUCACCAACCAUACGAGAAAGUAUCGAACCCGAGAGCAACACAUUGUCUGGUGUUAGUCCCAGCAGAGCAAUGUCUCGCAUAGAAGCUCGAAGGAGCAGUAUGCUUGCCGUUGGAACGGGGGGUAAUCAACGGGAAACCAGUCAAGAGCCCUACGAUGACAGGCACCUCGCAUCACGACUCCAGCGAGCAGGCACAAGUCUUCAUCGUGCACGCAAGAGUGCUGAAGAAGAUGACGAUGACACAAUAUUAUUCCGCGCACCAUCUCGUGCAAUGACGUCGAUUGACUUCCGGUCGCGGCAACAACAAAAUGAGAGCAACCGGUACAGCACCGGUCGGCAGAUUGGUUCUCGCGAGCCAAUGUCUGACCUGCAGCCAUCACCUGCUAUUCAGACGACAUCGCAUCUUCGUCGGCCAAGUGUUUCGAGCAGUACACCGUCGAAUGAGCACAGUCUCUUGUUCCGUGAUCAGAAUCGGUUCGGCCACAAUCUAGGCCGAGAGGGAUCUCCAGCCCAUUUCGAGAAGCCCUUAUCCGCCGGUCUACGAGCUAGAACGCAAUUGAGCGUUGCCCGAAACCCAAGCAACCGACAUUCAGUGGGUGGCAUAACGGAUCUCGGUCGCAAUGUAAGCCUUGGUAGAAGGCUGAGAGGAUCCAGCACUGGAGAGUGA